UACGUGACACAUUGUAUUAUGCGGUCCGUUUGAUUUGCCGAUUUCCCUGCACGACCGUGUGCACAACCAGGUUGAAAUUUGACCAUAUAUCGGAGUGCUAGCCGACCUGUUUUGUGGCAGAGACUUUCAAGAUGUGAUCUGAUCAUUUGGAAGUACUAGUUGUUAAGCAAGAUGCCUGGUUUGGUGGCUUUAAGAAGGCGAUGGUCGCUGGGAAGCGAUGAUUUGGUCUUGCCUGGCUGUACACUGUUCGUUAUUCACGUCGCGUGGCUGAUAGCCCUGUCCAUCAUCCUAGCCGUUUACCAGCCACACACCGAGGCUUGUUCCUCCAGCCUUCGUCAUUACAUUUUAGGCUACGUGGUCAUCUUGACGGCAUGUCUGGUCGUGGAGGGACUGAUCGUCUUCGUCAGCAUGCGGGGGACGAUAUUCUACGCUCGGCCACGAUCCUCCAUGCAGUACUUGCUGUACGGUCGAACAGUGCUACUCCUUCUCUGCUUCAUCUGGAUAAUUCUCGGCAUUGUGUGGUUAGCUCGAUGGUAUUCUCAGUGUCAAGUCUUGGCCAUCAAAAACUCAGUACUAGGUAUAGUAGUCUACAAUCUCCUCUUAUUUAUCCUGAUCCUUGCAAGAACAUGGUGCCUUUACGACUCGGCGGGUCGAAGCUUCGUCCAACUCAAACGGACCGAGAAACAGUGUGCAAUGCGCCGCUCAGCCAGUAGAGUGGAAAGAAACAGAGAACGACAAAUAAAAACAAGAGCCUUGUAUGAACGGAAAUGGGAGAAACGUUUCCGCCGUUAUUGUUGCUGUAUACAAGCAGAGGAACCUCAGGAGAGUGCCUUUGCAGAGAUAGCACUCCUCUUCUCAGAUUUCUUCCGCGACUUGGACAUCGUUCCGUCGGACAUCGUGGCGGGCCUGAUGCUCCUCAGAGAGGAACAGAAGCAGAGUCGUCGAUCCAUGGAGCAGAACCCUAACAACAACGUCCUCAAGUUUCUGUCUGGAGUGCCCAUCACGGCAGACACUAAGUUUGCGGACUUCAGCAACCAUGAUGAAUGUCAGGAAUUUGAGGAUUUGAUUUAUUACUACAAGUAUGCAGCCGCAGCGUACGGCUGGCCGGUCUACGCCAUGUUCCAUCCAGCCAGAGGAUGCUGUCAUCUCAUUGGACGAUGCUCGUGUUGCCGAUCUAAAGACAGAUUUGAGUAUCUGGACCUAUCGGACGACAACUGCUGCGGAUGCAACUUCAGGGCCCUCAAGAAACUCAGCGGGCUAGAGGACGCCGACGUGGUCUACGCAACAUUCCACUCAGCGGUUAGUACGCGCCUCCGCGACAAUCCCCACAACAUCAGUACGGAGUUUGGCCUAGAUACGGAAGGGUUGACCCUUGUGGGGGCCACUGCCACUGAGGAAAACAAGAGGGGGUCCAAAGGAGGGACCAUGACUAACGAAUCGGGGAUAUGCCUGGAAACCAGCCUGACAUUCCAAGAGGAGAUGGACGAGCGAUGCCUCCGAGAAGGCGGAGCCAGAGGAGAAAGAGGAGGAGGAGGUGGUGGUGGGAGAGCCAGCAAGCGAGGGCGCUGUUGCAGGGACUGCACACGCUCGUCAUUCCCAUCAUGCAUGGCGUGUCUGUGCCUGCCCCGAUCCCCAAAUUGUUCCCCUCCCCAGCAUUCAUCUGCCACCAACAGUGCUGAGAAUGUGGAAUCGCCUGCCACGGUAUGGGAGACGCCGUUCUUCGUCGCCUUAGACCACUCCAGACGUAAGGUGAUCGUGUCGGUGCGAGGCACGCUAUCUAUGCAGGAUUGGCUGACAGACCUGUCAGCUGAUAUAUCUGAGAUUCCAUUGGAGAACUGCCCCAGCGAUUGGUUUGGCCACAAGGGCAUGGUUGGAGCUGCUGUACACAUUAAGAAGAAACUCCAAGAAGAAUUGAUCCUGUCAAGGGCUUUUACUCACGACCCUGAGAGAGGUUCUCAGAACUACGAGUUGGUUCUAGUGGGUCAUUCAUUAGGGGCGGGCACCGUGUCAAUACUCAGCAUACUACUCAGACCAGACUACCCUAAACUACAAUGCUAUGCAUACUCACCUCCAGGUGGAUUGCUCAGCAUGCCAGUAGUUGAGCACACCAAAGACUUUGUGACGUCUCUUGUCAUCGGUAAAGACAUCGUUACCAGGGUGGGUCUGUCUCAGAUGGAGUGUCUGCGAGCUGAUCUCUUUGACUGCAUCAAGAGAAGCACAGACACAAAGUGGAAAAUCAUCUUUGAUGGCUUGCUGUGCUGUCGGGAGAUCAGCCCUAAGAACCUGAGCCCUCGUGACUCGGACUCCUCCCCCUCCCCUCCACGACUGACCAAAGCCUUCCACCCGACGAACCUGUCGCUCCUGCUGACUACCCACAAUCCCCUGUACCCACCUGGGAGGAUCAUGCAGAUCGUACGGACCAAUCCCAAGCGAGAAGGACUUAACAAGAAAGAUUGUGCCUGGUUUGCUGUGUGGCGCGACAACACAGCAUUUGAUGAGGUGUUGAUAUCACCAGUCAUGAUAGGCGAUCAUCUCCCCAAGAAUGUCAUGUCUGCUUUACGCAAGUGCCUGCAGUAUGGAAGACUUCACGGUGCCCCAAGAUAUUCGGGGAGACAGUUCAACCGGCCGUCCAGUCCCCCUCAUCACAGGCAGUUGAGAAAAACGGUAGAGAAGAACGAAACGCCUUCCUCCAGUCAGUCGUCACCGUCAUCUUGUCUCGUAGUGAACCCUGGUAGCCACGGUGAUGCCGGACCAGAUAUGAAUUGCAACACAGUUACCUCGUCAGCCGGCAAGACAAAGACUGGCCCUGAAUCCCAAACGGGCUUGCCACAAAGUCAGGUCAGUACAGGGCACCAGACUGGCAUGCAAAGAACAGGAAGUGCUUCCCCUGUUUACGCCUCGUACGAAAGUCUACCAAAGACCACUGGUUACCCAGAAGGCAGAGCGCCGCUCGCACGCUUCGAUACCAUGUCGGAAAUGGGAUCGAUGUCAUCCUUCCAGAGCGCAAUAACACUGGAGGAACCGAAGCCACAACAAACGCACAGAAUGUACGACGGGUACUGCUAUUACGUGGACGAGGAUUUGAAAUCGCCGGUGAAUGCGUAUCAGUUGCAUCCUAAAUUUGACGACAGCCUCAACUCGAACUCCAGUAAUCAAAUCGUCACGACAGCAUUUGUGGAGCCCAAACCGGAUAGGACUAGUGCAAGCCUGUCCGACAAGUUUAUGCUUCACCGGGAUGGUAGUACUAAAGUCAUGGAUCGAUAUGGCAACGUGAAAGGUAGAACAUCAACAAACGAUAGAUACCGGCUGACCUAUGACAGUGGAUCACAGAGUUCGGUGAACAAAGAUGUUCCUGCAAGACCAGAACAGCUCAGCUUUGUGGACAAGAAUGGAAGCAGUUAUGAGUCAUCGGGGAAUCUCUCAUCAGAUCACAGUACUAGCUUGCCUGAGGCUCUCCUAGGCCAGGCCUACACGCGUUACCACUCCCUGUCCAUGGACAGUAACAGUCCAGACUUUGAAGACGACUUCCCCUCCCCCAUUACCCGCCCCCCUCAGCCAGAUGGUACAUUCCGAUGUGGCGUUGUUCCCAUGGAAGCAGCGGAGCUCCUGCAGAAGAGAAAUGACAGCCGCGUUGUUGCCGUGGAGAUGGGCCAAGUGGACAGUGACGAGAGGAAAAAGGGUGCCAAGACAACGCCAGCUGAAAGAGUAAAGAUGUUAAGACAGAAAUACGGGGAGACGAAAUGCUAGAGAGUUGUUCUUCGAGCUGUCUUCAGUUUGUAACAGAAAAAUGUUGCGAAAAUAGUUAUGUGCGCUGUCAAAAUCUGUUUGGGCCACUUUUCAGAUUAUGUGGUAUCUAAUCUUAUCUAAAAGUGGCCCAACUCGGAAUUCAAGCCCUUUCAUUUAAUUAGCUGUAUCUCUGGACUGGGAUGUCCAAAUGAGAUGGGAUAAAGACCAUUGUGUAGAGUAUUUACCAUACCUUCAGACUCUAUCAAUAAGUUUUGCAAAAAGACAGUGCUAGUAUCUUUAAUAUUUAUGGUUUGACUGCUACAAUUUUAUUGACACAAGCUGUAUAUGUGACCUGUCACUACAAAAUGGGCCUGCAGUGGGACAAAGCCAAAAUU
Molecule: messenger RNA, 4121 nt
Organism: Patiria miniata (bat star)
Lineage: Eukaryota; Metazoa; Echinodermata; Asteroidea; Valvatida; Asterinidae
Product: diacylglycerol lipase-alpha-like
Exons: 16
Coding region: 172-3747 (1191 amino acids)
Biological process (GO): lipid metabolic process
Cellular component (GO): dendrite membrane; postsynaptic membrane
Source: RefSeq, a predicted model, not a curated record